Molecule: messenger RNA, 1268 nt
Organism: Macrosteles quadrilineatus (aster leafhopper)
Lineage: Eukaryota; Metazoa; Arthropoda; Insecta; Hemiptera; Cicadellidae
Product: retinol dehydrogenase 14-like
Exons: 7
Coding region: 86-1060 (324 amino acids)
Source: RefSeq, a predicted model, not a curated record
CUUUGGUUUACUCGUUUACUGUUUACUGUACUACUCAUUCACUCAUUCUACACAACACAAAGUUGUUGAUUAUUGAAGUUAACCAAUGGAUUCACAAAAAUUUAACAAUUUUUUGCAUUUUUAUUUGUUUGGUCCAUAUUAUGUUUUGGAAGACAACCUUACAGCUAGAAGAUGCAAUUUCGAACUUGGUAAUCAUGAAGGCAAGAUAGCUGUGAUUACUGGAGGACAUAGAGGAAUUGGAGCUUUUGUCACCAGGGAUUUACUUUCCGCUGGGUUUCACGUCAUUUUGGGCUGUAGAAGGACCGAGGAUGGAAAGAAGUUUGCAAGUGAUAUUCGAAAUCAAGGAAUAACAUGUGGAAGAGUCACAGUGAAAAGCCUCGAUUUAAAAUCACUAUCUUCUGUAAGAAGCUUCGCUGAAGAAGUACUCAAGGAAACAACGUCUAUAGACCUUCUUAUAAACAAUGCUGGCAUAAUCUUGUCGGACUACGAGGAGACUGAGGAUGGGUUUGAGGCUCAGUGGCAAGUUAACUACCUGUCUCACUUCCUGCUGUGUCACUUACUGCUGCCAAUUCUGCAUAACUCCGUCUCCCAGGACUGUAUACCUCGGGUGGUUAAUGUCUCAUCAUUGGAACACAAGACGCCCCUAAACAUGGAUUAUGAGGAUAUAAAUAACAAAGACACCUACAACGGAAUGACAGCUUACGGAAGAUCUAAGUUGGCCCAGGUCAUGUUUACGAUCUAUCUCAACAGCAAACUUUCAUCUAUUAAGUCAUCCGUGGAAGUUGUAGCUGCUCAUCCUGGAAUUGUAAACACUGAAAUAUUUGAUGGCUCUGUUUUGAAAACAUAUUUUCCUUUUGUUACACGAUUAUUUUUCAAGACUCCUGCACAAGGAGCCAAGCCGAUUGUUUACACCAGUUUGUACGGCAGAGGCGGAGAGUACAUCGGCAACUGCAGACCACAAACUCCUUCAUGUCUUGCAAGAGACGUCACAGAACAAUCAAGACUUUUUGAAGAGUCCAAGAAAUCUUUAAACAUUACGUUGUUUGCAGGCCAAUUUUAAUUUGGAUACAAGUUAUUAGGUUUUAUAUAUUAGCAGCCAUGUGCCAUAGUGUAUAAAAUAAUAUUUAUUAAGUAAUAUUUAUCAGGUUGUAUAAAACAGUGUCAUAUGGUAAAUACAAAAAAAAAAUUAAAUUAAAGUAAUAUUUACCAGGUUAUAAAACAGUGUCAUAUUGUUAACACUUUAUUUUUAAUAAAAUUAAUUUUUUUAA